Messenger RNA from Exserohilum turcica Et28A, 894 nucleotides. RefSeq lists its product as uncharacterized. The transcript is spliced from 3 exons. The coding region runs from base 40 to 783 and encodes 247 amino acids. NCBI's taxonomy places the organism in Eukaryota, Fungi, Ascomycota, Dothideomycetes, Pleosporales, Pleosporaceae. Gene Ontology annotation, biological process: cristae formation. The record is from RefSeq and is a predicted model, not a curated record. Gene Ontology annotation, cellular component: mitochondrial crista junction; MICOS complex.
GGCCAGUCGACCAUCCAUUGUGCCUGCCCCCCGCCCGACAUGGCUUUCAGACCGCUGCUACGGCAGCGCGCCGUCGUGCCCGCCAUGGCCGCCCUCUCGGCCACGGCAAUCUUCGCACCCAGGCCUGUAUACGCAGAAGAGCGCCAGGAAGACUACUCGAACCGCAAGCCAAUCUACGACGACCUGCCCAUGGACACGACCGAGCCCACGGCGCCCUCGCUCGCAGAGCCAUCCCGCCCCGCCCCCUCUGAAGAGCCCGUCUACCGCCCGACCCCCACGGACCGUCUGGCCGUCCAGAUUGGGCGUGCGCGCAUGGCUCUGUACGAGCAGGCCGUCCGCGGCGAGAAGGCUGUUGACAACGCCCUCACCGAGACGCUCCGCCUCGAGCACUCGUUCACAAGCACCAUCCGCUCAUUAGCCCCGCCUAAGGAGUCUGGCGAGAAGGUCCUGCCCGGAGCCCUCUACGUGCUCGUCUCCGCCAUGGCCGGCUCCAUUGUCACGCGCAACCGCAACCUCCUCCUCCGCGCCUCGGUCCCCGUCGCCGUUGGCAUCACUGCUGCCAAGGUCGUGCUGCCCAUUACGUCUCAGAACGUCGGAGACCUCAUCUGGACGUACGAGGAGCGGUACCCCGUCGUUGCCGACACACACGUGCGCAUGAAGAAGCGAAUCCAGCAGUUCAUCGAGACUGGCAAGGCCCAUGCCCAGGGCACGGUUGGUGCCGUCGAGGGCAAGCUCGCCGACACGAGGGAGAGCCUCGAGGACUGGGUCAAGAAGGGCCGGUAAAUCAGUGUUUGCGGAAACAGCUUGUUUGGACACGAGCUCUUGUACAUUAGCGGAAUGGUUCUAGGUGUACGCGCAUCUUCCAGCAGUGUCAAUUGCAUUUUUGUGAAUGUC